AGCGGAGCAGGAAAAGUUUUUUCUAGGGGGGUUGGUGUGGGGGACUCCGGGAUGAUCAGUGAAAGCUCCUCCAUAGAGAGCUGCGCUGUUUGAAACAAACUCUCGUCGUUGAGGCACAAUGGGACUCCCCACUUUGGAGUUCAGUGACUCUUUCCUGGACAGUCCGGACUUCAGGGAGCGAAUCAAAUGCCACGAAAUCGAGGUUGAACGGACGAAUAAGUUCAUCAAAGAUCUCAUCAAGGAUGGGAAUAUGCUCAUCAAUGCGCUCAAGAAUCUUUCUGCUGCUGUCCAGAAGUUCUCCCAGUCCCUGCAGGAGUUCCAGUUUGAGUGCAUAGGUGAUGCAGAGACAGACGAUGAGGUGAACAUUGCCCAGUCAUUCAAAGAGUUCUCCCAGCUGUUGAACACUGUUGAAGAGGAAAGGAGACGCCUGAUUCAGAAUGCCGACGACGUGUUGAUUACUCCCCUGGAAAAGUUUCGGAAGGAACAAAUCGGUGCUGCGAAGGAGGGUAAGAAGAAAUUCGAUAAGGAAACAGAGAAAUACUACUCCCUGCUUGAGAGACACCUCAACCUGUCAUCCAAAAAGAAGGAAGCAUAUCUCCAGGAGGCUGACACGCAGAUUGAUAAGGAGAGACAUCUCUUUUAUGACGCGUCCCUCGAGUACGUUUUCAAAAUACAGGAAGUGCAAGAAAAAAAGAAAUUUGAGUUUGUUGAGCCGCUCCUGGCAUUUCUUCAGGGCUUGUUUACAUUCUACCAUGAAGGAUAUGAGCUGGCUCAUGAAUUCGAGCCAUACAAACAGCAGCUCCAGUUCAACCUACAGAACACACGGAACAACUUUGUUAGCACCAAGCAGGAAGUGGAGAAGCUGAUGAAGAGGAUAAGGUCUGCAGAUCAAGACUAUAAACCCCCAGGCCAGUGGACGAUGGAAGGCUUCCUGUACGUCCAGGAGAAACGUCCUCUGGGAUGCACUUGGACACGUCACUACUGCACAUAUGAGAAAGGCAGCAACACCUUCACCAUGUGCAACACUGAAAAUAAGUCAGCCGGGAAACAGAAUGGUCUUGUCCUAAACCAGCCAGAGACGUUCAAGCUCAAGUCCUGCAUUCGGAGGAAAACCGAUUCCAUCGACAAGCGCUUUUGCUUUGAUAUCGAAGUGGUGGAGAGAAAUGACAUCUGUCGUGGAACUCUUUUCAGGCCACUUCAGUUUUUCUGUAAAGUCCGGCAUGGCGUUAUGACACUGCAGGCACUGUCAGAGUCCAACAGAAGAUUGUGGCUGGAGGCCAUGGAUGGCAAGGAGCCGAUUUACAACCUGCCAGCUAUAUUAAGCAAAAAGGAAGAGACAUUUCUUAAUGAGGCAGGCUUUAACUUUGUGAGGAAGUGCAUCGACCUGGUGGAGAUGAGAGGCAUAAACACAAUGGGGCUGUACAGAAUCGGAGGGGUCAACUCCAAAGUGCAGAAACUGAUGACCACAGUCUUUUCAUCCAAGGCACCUGUGGAUAUGGACCUGGAUCCAGAGACGUGGGACAACAAAACUAUCACCAGUGGUCUGAAGAAUUACCUCAGAUGUCUCUCCGAGCCUCUAAUGACCUUCAAGCUCCACAAAGAUUUUAUCAUGGCUGCCAAGUCAGAUGACCAGAACUACAGGGUGUGUGCUGUCCAUGCUUUGGUUCAUAAACUGCCGGAGAGGAACAAGGAAAUGCUGGAGCUGCUAAUAAAACACCUCGUCACAGUUUCCACACAAAGUGAGUCAAACCUGAUGACCGUAUCCAACCUGGGUGUCAUCUUUGGGCCCACGCUGAUGCGCUCGCAAGAGGAAACUGUGGCCGCCAUGAUGAACAUCAAGUUCCAGAACAUUGUGGUGGAGAUACUUAUCGAGAACUUCAUCAAGGUCUUUCACCAGCCUCCAGAUCCAAAUGUACCUCUGCCCCAACCCCAGAGCCGGCCUGGCUCUCGGAGGAGUAGGGCCAUCUGUCUGUCCACGGGUCCCAGGAAGCCCCGCAGCCUCUACACCCCAACACUGUGCCUGGCAGAUGCAGAAAGUCCCUGCAUAGGUGACACUUUUAGCAGCAGUCCAAGCAGCACCCCCAUGGGCAGCAUGGAGUCUUUGUCCUCCCACUCCUCUGAGCAGAAUAGCUGCUCCAAAACUGCUUCCACCGCUCAGGUCAAGGACAAAUCGCUCCUGGACCUCUGCCGAACGCCAUCACAGCUCUCAAAUGGCCCCAGGAGCGCCGUAUGUAUCAGCAGCCCAGAGUCCAGCUCCAGGGAGGAUGCAGCAGGGCGUACAGAUGGAGAGUCAGAGGACGCUCUCAGCCUGUCCUCAGUCAGCAUCACACCUAGGUUGUCUCCUGCCCCUAAAAAAGCCCCCCACUGCCUCGCUAACCUCAGGCCGCCACUGCUGAACCGCUCACCUGCUCCCUCCAUGAAAUCACUGCAUUCAUCUGAAGGCCGCAGGAGCUGCUCUGGAUCCGUCCAAAGUCUGUCAACACUGGAUCUGAAGGAGAGUUUAAAGCCUGCUGAGAACCCAGACCUUCCACCAAAGCAAGUGACCCGCCGCAGGAUGGACACCUCAGUCAGCAACGGCUACCAAAGACCUGGCUCAGUGGUUGCUGCCAGAGCACUGCUUUUUGAAAAUGCCUCUAACGCCCAGUCUGUUCCAGUCGGAAGAGAUGCCAAGGCGAUGUAUUCCUGUGAGGCAGAGCACAGCCACGAGCUCAGCUUCCCCCAGGGGGCACACUUCUCAAAUGUCUACCCCUCUGUCGAGCCAGGCUGGCUCCAAGCGACAUACGAAGGAAGAACAGGCUUAAUCCCUGAGAAUUAUGUCGUCUUCCUCUAACAAGCUGGUAAACAUCUUUUUCAUGGUAUCCAUGGAAAACAAUGAUACACAAUGCGGUUGGCUGGUUGUUCCCGGUAACUGCAUGUUCUGCACUCUUUCUGCAGAUGUCAAGCAGCGCGGCAAGUUGCUUUAACUAAGUUUUUAAAAAAAGUACCUCCUUUUCUGUGAAUUGUGAAACGAUAGGGGGAAUCUGCAGAGAUUCAGAGGUUAGGAAGAAAUAGGUGUGAGAUUAAUGUUAGAUGUAAAUGUAUAACCCAUGGACUGCACUGAUGUUUUUAAUCCCAGUAUACGCCUACAGAAUCACAAAACAGUCACAUCCCAUUUCACAAGAUUUAUUCUCAGAAAUAUAUUAUCUUUUACCUUCCCAUUAUAUCAACGUAACACGGAGACCUGUAGCUUCAUAAACAAUAGUAACCGUCAUCGAACAAACUGUGAUUUGAAAUCUAAUCUAUUAGAAUUUAAUAGAACAAAAAAGCAUAAUGGGUUUGCACCUUAACUUUUCAUGUUUAUGGCCUGUGAUCAUUGUUCAUCCACUGAACCUGCUCCCUGCUGCUGUGCACUUUCUGUUUAGCUACACGGUACUGUAUUGUACAUUAAUACUCGUGAGUUCUUCUGUAGAUGCUAAUCAAAAAUAUUAACUUCUUUUUAACUUUUUAUUACUAUAAAUUAUCGCUUCAAAUAUAUGCUGUAUGUAAAAAUGUGUUUUUUUUUUUAAUGUCAUGAAUGCUAUGUUCAUGUGGUGGAGCGUUCACCUUUAAUGCCUGGUGUGGUACUGUAGUCACUGGUACACUGGUGUACUAGUAAUGUCAACGAAACAUGUAUCAGAUUAUAUUAUGUUACAGAUUCCAUUUAAUAUUUAAUUUUCUGUUACUGUCACAACAUUUCAAAAGUACAAAGUCCAUAAUUAUCUAAAAAAAAAGCUCACUUCAGUGAAAAAAAAA
This is a messenger RNA of Larimichthys crocea (large yellow croaker), 3771 nucleotides long. It is a transcript of the gene arhgap42b, whose product is annotated as Rho GTPase activating protein 42b. The transcript has 25 exons. NCBI's taxonomy places the organism in Eukaryota, Metazoa, Chordata, Actinopteri, Sciaenidae. The record is from RefSeq and is a predicted model, not a curated record. Gene Ontology annotation, molecular function: protein binding; GTPase activator activity. Gene Ontology annotation, cellular component: cytoplasm. Gene Ontology annotation, biological process: signal transduction. Bases 119 to 2830 code for a protein of 903 amino acids.